AUCUUCAGAAACACCUGUGCAACUACACAGACUUGAACAAGCCUGAAAGGUGACUGAGAGAGGUCUGCUGUGCCCUUGCAGGUGACUGAGAGAGGUCUGCUGCCCCUGCAGGUGACUGAGAGAGGUCUGCUGUGCCCCUGCAGGUGACUGAGAGAGGUCUGCUGCCCCUGCAGGUGACUGAGAGAGGUCUGCUGCCCCUGCAGGUGACUGAGAGAAGUUGUGGAGGCAGGGCUCUGUGCAGAAGGUCCAGUGUGCAGGAGGUUCUUGCAGCAGGAGACGAUGGGCGUGGUUCUGUGUGUGGUGUUGCUGUGCUCGGCCCUCUCGGGGUCGUGCGCUUUCAAGCCACUUUUUGGAAGCUCCAUCACCCACCGCGAGAUCACGGAGACCGCCAUCCUGCGCAAAACCGCGGAGGUGUGCCGGGCGCUGGCUGCUGCACAGGGUCGCGACUUCGUGCUGCCGGCCAGCGAGAGCGGAUCCGCUUUCGGGGUGCAACGGGCCUGCACCCCCAGAGAUGACUCCCUGUGGUCUGGGACCAAAUUCAAGGCCUCCAUCAUGGCGAUGUACCUGAGCAACGCCCAGGUGGACCUCUUUCACAUGUUCAGCGACGAGCACCACUUUGACGGGGAGAGCUUCAUGGGUGGGCGGAGCCUCAUCACGCAGGGCGUGGUCAGCGUGAAGGCCAGCGUCCGCCAGGAGAGCUUCAUCUCCGCACGGCUGACCCUGGGCAAAAUCUGCCACACCCUCCAGGAUUUCUACAGUCACAGCAACUGGGUCGAACUGGGAAAUAGACGUCCUCAUACCAUCCUGAUCCGGCCAGACCUGCCCAUUGAGAAUGUGGCAGACAGAAACACUCCCACCUGCAGAAACUGUGAGAGCGGCAGCUGCAGGGACAACAUCCUCCCCGAGAUCCUGGCAGCGGGGAAACUCACCUCAGGAUACUUCAGCCUCCUCCCCUUCUCCUCCAAACCCCCAGGGAAGUGCAGUCACGGUGGUUUAGCAGACCGAACGAGCGGUCUGGAACCGACGGGUGGGAUCAAUAAGGACGACGACGGAGCGAGUCACGGAUACCUGCACAGAGACGCCGCCAACGUCGCCAUAAACGCCACCAUGGAGCUGCUGGAGGACAUCCGAGGCGCCGCGGGGGAGACAGCCUUCCUGAGGCUGAUGGGCAUUACUCGUUCCUCAGUUCUGUGUUUUGUGAUUGACACCACGGGCAGCAUGUCAGACGACAUCGCUGAGGCGAAGAGGGUGGCGUUCUCCAUCAUCGACAGCAAGAAGGGGACAGCGGACGAGCCUUCCUCCUACAUCCUGGUGCCCUUCAACGACCCGGGCGUUGGACCUCUGACACGGACGACAGAUGCAGACAUGUUUAAACAAAGGAUCAAUGAGCUCACUGCUAACGGGGGAGGGGACACUCCAGAGCUGAGUCUAUCAGGACUGCAGCUGGCUCUCACCAGCGCUCCCCCGUCGUCUGAGAUCUUCGUUUUCACCGACGCCCCGGCAAAAGACACAGAGCUGAAGAGCACAGUCUUCGCUCUGAUUGAGAGCACCAAGUCAGUGGUCUCCUUCUUGUUGACCAAUGCGCUCACUGCCCGUCGGAGGAGGAGCAGCGGUCAGGAUCAGGACCAAGGACAGCGCUUCACCAGCCGGAUAACCAGCUCCGUUAACCAGCUGUACCAGGAGCUGGCUGUGGCGUCCGGGGGACAGGCCAUAGAGGUCACCAAGGCAACCCUGUCACAGGCCACCGACAUUAUCGUGGACACCUCCACCUCCGCUCUGGUCACUGUAUUUCAGUCUGUGAGGAACCCAGGAAGGCCAGAUAAUUUCUCCUUCCUGGUGGACACGUCUGUGAGGAACCUGACCGUCUACAUCACAGGCAGCUCCCUCAGCUUCACUCUCCGCAGCCCCUCAGGUGUUUCCCAGAACAAUACUGUCACAAAUGGGCUCCUGGGAACGAUACAGGCCGUGGGGAACCUGUACACAAUUCGGCUGGAAAACCAGGCAGGAUUAUGGGAAAUAAGCCUCAUCUCAACACAGCCGUACACUCUCAAAGUCACAGGUCAAAGUGACAUUGAUUUCAUUUACAACUUCGUGGAGGCCUUCCAGGGGUCUCACAGCGACUUCACCCUGAAAGAGGGCCGUCCUAAAGCAGGCAGUAACGCCACCCUGCUGGUGUCCGUGGUGGGCGGGGCCUCUCUGACCGUGACGGAGGUUUCCCUGGUGGAGGUGUCGGGUUCGAGUGUGGAGAACGGCACCGUGGAGGCAGUGGGGGACGGGGACUAUCUGGUGUCCCUGAACAGGGUGCCAGCGAGUGACUUCGUCGUCCUGCUGAAGGGGGUGGCCGGGGGCCCCACCAGGUCCUCCCAGAGCACCUUCCAGAGACAGUCCACCACUCAGCUAAAGGCAUCCAGUGUGGCCGUCACAGCCCAGGCUAACAGCACUCUGGAACCUGGGCAGAAUUUUGCCCUUCCAUUCACUGUAUCAACCAAUGGCACAGGGGGCACCUACACCAUCCGAGCCAGAGACGACAGGAACUUUGUCGAUACUUUCACAGCCAGCCUAACUCUGGAGAGUGGGGGCAGUGCCGGGGGCUCAGUGGAGCUCAGAGUACCCUCCAGCACCCCGUCAGGCACCGACGUCACGCUGACCAUUGAGGCAGAAGCCCCCGGUGCUACUGAUGCCAACUACGCCGUGCUGCGCCUCUCCGUCGUCGCCAAGGUGACAGACUUCAGCCGGCCCGUGUGCACGGUGCUGAGCGUUAGCGCUAACUGCUCUGAGGACUGCAGCAGCUCGCAGUGGGAGCUCUCCGCCAACCUGACGGACGGGACGGGGACCGGCAUCCAGAGCGUCUCCACGCGCCUCGGCAACGGCACCCUGAACACCACCCCCUCCACGGGGGAGGGGGGCGUCAACGUCACCCUGGCCACCUACAGCGCCUCCUGCUGUUCGCCGGAGGUGGAGAUAGUGGCGGUGGACGCGGUGGGAAACGUGGGCACCUGCUUCCACUCCAUCAGGGCAGCAGUGGAGCCCAGUGUGGCCCCCAACACCACUGUCCAAUCCCCUGCCACUAACUCCACAGCCCCUCCCACCAGCACUCUGACCACUCCCAGCAGUGCUUCCACCCUGAGGCUGUCCCUCUUCCUCAUCCUGUUCUCAGUGGUCUCACUUAUGACCUUCCUGCCGUUCUGAGCAACACACUCAGGAUAACCUGAGGAAGAUGGAUCAGCCAUUUUCCACAUAUUUGGAGACCAGAAUGGGAGGAGGGUAAAGAUCUCAGCAGUUGUUGCUUGAGUCUGUAUUGAUGGGUAGAGCACUAUACCCUGAGCAUUAAAAGGCUCCUCCUCUGUAGCUGGGCUCCAAGGUCAGAUCACCAGGGUCAGGCUGACCGACUCUCCUAUCAUGGGUUCAUUUCUGGUCCUCUUCCCUCACCACUACCUCCUCUGCUGCAGCAACAGACACCGGUUCCUCCUCUGCUGUAGCAACAGACACCGGUUCCUCCGUGCCGCCAGCCUCUCCCUCAUGUCUCACUCGGCGCUGGAGAUUGCUA
Molecule: messenger RNA, 3547 nt
Organism: Megalops cyprinoides (Indo-Pacific tarpon)
Lineage: Eukaryota; Metazoa; Chordata; Actinopteri; Elopiformes; Megalopidae
Product: von Willebrand factor A domain-containing protein 7-like
Exons: 17
Coding region: 280-3189 (969 amino acids)
Source: RefSeq, a predicted model, not a curated record